Messenger RNA from Sphaeramia orbicularis (orbiculate cardinalfish), 3408 nucleotides. RefSeq names its product solute carrier family 38 member 7 (gene slc38a7). Bases 367 to 1737 code for a protein of 456 amino acids. Gene Ontology annotation, cellular component: membrane. The record is from RefSeq and is a predicted model, not a curated record. Gene Ontology annotation, biological process: amino acid transmembrane transport. The transcript is spliced from 13 exons. Gene Ontology annotation, molecular function: L-glutamine transmembrane transporter activity; L-asparagine transmembrane transporter activity. Lineage: Eukaryota; Metazoa; Chordata; Actinopteri; Kurtiformes; Apogonidae.
CAUGCUCCUCUGCGCUCUUCUUGACCAAAACACAGACAGCUCAGUCAUUUUCUGCGGUGGAGGCUAUUUAACUGAAGCAGCCGUGGAUAACAGUCAGCAUUUCAUCGUCUAAGGCUCAGAAACCAUCAACGAAUGCACAGCGAAGGUUUCCUGGCUGAUGUGAAGUGACUCCCAUUAAGAAGACAUUAUGUUUGUCCUACAUAAAGAUCACUGAAUGGCUCUGUGGUUAUAACGCCAAACUACUUGCAACCCUCCGACUCUUGUGGGAUUAUAAACACUGGAAAAAUUUCAGCUGCGUGAUUUGGUAUACCUUCACGGCUAUACUCUGAUAAAUUUUGAAAUUUUAAAGCUUGAGCCCACAGAUUCAUGGCGAUUAACACCGAUGUUGAGGACUGGGCUGGUGUUGGCAGUAAUGACUCUGGUGAGAGAGCAUGGCUCCUGCAGAGUCCCAGUGUGGAUUCUGUCCAGCAUCUUGAUACGAACCAGAGGAGCGGUGGUGUGUCGUGUAUAGGAGCUGUUUUUAUUGUUGUCAAUGCAGCACUGGGAGCAGGUCUACUUAAUUUCCCAGCAGCCUUCAAUAUGGCUGGAGGAGUAACAGCAGGAGUGAUGCUUCAAAUGUUCAUGCUGAUCUUCAUUAUCAGUGGUUUGGUGACCCUCGGCUACUGCUCCCAGGUCAGUAAUGAAAGCACCUACCAGGAGGUUGUUCGUGCCACAUGUGGGAAAGUCACUGGAGUUUUAUGUGAAGUAGCCAUUGCGAUCUAUACCUUUGGCACCUGCAUUGCUUUCUUUAUUGUCAUUGGAGAUCAGCUGGAUUGCUUGGUUGCAGCUGUGGCUCAUAAAGCGGAUAGUACUGUCAGUGAGUACUGGUACACUGACCGCAAGUUUACCAUCGUUGUUACUGCAGUUCUGGUUAUUCUCCCUCUGUCCAUCCCCAAAGAGAUCGGCUUUCAGAAAUAUGCCAGUGCCCUGAGUGUCAUGGGGACCUGGUACGUUACCAUAGUGGUCAUCAUAAAGUACAUCUGGCCUGAUAAAGAAGUCAUGCCAGGUUUUAUAUCUCCAAGUUCUGCUUCCUGGACUGCAGUGUUCAAUGCCAUGCCCACCAUAUGCUUUGGUUUUCAGUGUCAUGUCAGCUGUGUGCCGGUCUUCAACAGCAUGAGCAGGAAAGGGAUCAAACCCUGGGGAGUUGUUGUGACGCUCAGUAUGAUUAUCUGCCUCUUUGUUUACACGGGAACAGGCGUCUGUGGUUACCUAACAUUUGGCUCCAGUGUGAGUCAGGAUGUGUUGAUGUCAUAUCCGCCCAAUGACAUUGCUGUGGCUAUCGCAAGAGCUUUCAUUGUCAUCUGUGUGGUCACUUCCUACCCAAUUCUACACUUCUGUGGAAGGGCUGUUGUCGAAGGACUUUGGCUGCGUUUUCAAGGUGAACAAGUAGAAGUGUGUGUUCGUCGUGAGCAGAGGCGGAGGAUCCUGCAGACUCUGGUCUGGUUUGUCGUCACCCUCGUCCUUGCCCUCUUCACCCCAGAUAUUGGUCGGGUGAUCUCACUGAUUGGAGGACUGGCAGCCUGCUUUAUCUUUGUCUUUCCGGGUUUGUGUCUGAUGCAAGCCAAACUGUCAGAGACAGACAGUCGAUCUGCCAGCUGGCAUGGACUGGUAGUGUUCAGUGUCGUCAUGGUUACAAUUGGAGCUUUCAUCUUUGGCCUGACUACAACAAACUCCAUCUAUCAGGACAUUACCAGCUAAAACAGACAUGUUAGCUGAAGACGGCAGCGCCCUUGUUAUUACAGACAGAGGGGGUGCUUAGGCCUGCACUGCUAUUCUGAACAACUGGAUAAGACGGAGCGGGAUCUCAUGACACAGAUUGAAAUAGUCAAGACCUCUUGGACAUGUCAUACGACUGCUUCAGACUAAGUUAAAACGCACUACUCACUCUGGGACGAGUCAAACACACUUCAGUACAAAGUAACUUCUGUGACUCUGACUGUUUGUUUCCUGUGAUGUUUAAACAGCAUGUUUUUAUGUUUCCUAUCUGCUUUUAACUUGUGUCAAAGUGGUUUUUGACAGUGAAGCCAUUCGGCAGGGACACAUAUUGACUCCCUGGUCUGUGGAUCCUGUACAGGUGACAUAUUCCUGGCCUGUUUACAAGAGCUAAGGGACUUUGUACAGAAAUGGUCUUAAAAUCAAAUUGAUUUUGGAACUGAAAUUGUACCAAUUUGUGUAUUUUAAUUUGCAUGUCAAAGUAAAUGUUUAUCAUUGACAAUGACACGCUGCCGUUCCCAGGUCUAGUCCAGGGUCAGACUUUAUGGAAAUGUUGUUACCCAUAAAUAAGAGCUUUGUUCCCUCUUCAAAGACAAGUUAACUCUUUCACAAGGAAAUCACAUCAGAGAUUAGUGAUUUCAGCUCAUUAUUACCUUUUUAAAAACGUUCAGGUUUGUUAUCAUGAGCUGAAACUCUCCAGACAGCAGUGCACAGAUCUGCAGGAAGACCACAACAAAAACAGAAUGUAAAAAUACCACUAUGUAUGUUUUAUGAAUGUGAACUGAGGUUAGAGAGGGUUGUCACUCCUGUUGGUGAGGAAAUGCACGUUAAGUUUUUUUUGUUGCCUAAAACCAAAGUGUACACAGCCUUUUUUGUUUUUUUUUUUAGUUUUCAACAUGUUCAAUUUAGUUCAGGUGAUGUAUAAAUAAUUAGUUUUUUGUGACAAAGCUUCAAAUGCAGAAAACAUGUACAGUAAGAGAAAUGUUAAUGCUGACAUUGUAAUGAGGACUAAAAUGUGGUCUUUCAUGCUUUGUUUUGACAUUUUUCUAAUGAGUUGAAUCAUAAAUUAUGGAGAAGUUCACAUCAGUAUUUUUAAGUGGAGACCCGACAGCCUUUGGUUUUUAUUGUUUUCAAAGUUUUUUCUAAAACCCAGCAAUAUUAGGUGUUGUUUGUGGAUAUGAGGGAAUGAAAAGGGACCGUUCUUUAGAUCGAUGGUUAAUCAUGUCUGACUAAAUGCAUCAAUGUACUGAUUCAAGAAAGGGAAGGAAACCAGAUGAAAACAGUGAUACUGUUUGGUUAAUAUCACUGUUUCAUGUGACUGACUAGUACCAAUGUUUCCAGCUGCUGAUUGUUUAAUAUUGAGAUCUAAUUUUAUGCUUUAGAUGACUUGAAUUUUUUUUUUUUUAUUUAUUUUUAUUUUGGUGCUAAAAACCAUUUAAUAUUGUCUGAUUUUGCUAUGUCUGAUUUUCAUUAUAGCUUUCAGGGUUCAGAUGUACACAUCUUUUGAAGCAUUUGUAAUUCAUGAAUCGUCUGUUUUACACAGAAUGGUGACUUGCAAUCAUGAAGUUUAAUGAAGGUUUUAAUUUUUAACCAAACUGUUCCUGUGUUCCAAUGAAUAACUUAUAAUCAAGGCAUGUGAAUAAAUCUGACAAUCCA